AAAUGCUAGAUUUAAUCUCUCACCUUGGACUUUGUAUAGUUAUGCAAAAUCUACACACAUUACGUACGUGAAUUUCACUAGGAGCAUUGUGAUGGGUAUAUGAUCAUGAUCAUAAUGGGUUUCACACAUGUUCUGAUAUUUUAUGAAGUGCCCUUUACUUUUUCUUUGUGGGAAAAAAAUCUGGAUGUUGGUUCAUACCAGGCAAUUUUAAAUUAUUUUGUCAAUACGAAAAGGAAAUACCAGAAUCAGAAAACUUUCUUUUUAUAGAAACUCCACUCUUCUUUACGUUACCUUUUUUGCUAUUGGAAGUAAUUGGAACAGUUCUUCUUAACAUGUCACAUAAAAGAACAGAUGCAUUUAAUCUCUCUUGUGGUGUCCUCAACAAAUAUUGAUAACAAACAAACAUUGGAUUUGAUCAAAAUCUUUGGAGUGUUUCGAUGUCGAAAAACAGAAUCAAAACAUCUUACAGAUUCUUUUUACAUAGUUAAGCCAGAAAAAAUUUACUUGAGUAUAAAUGAAUUUGUCUUAAGAACCAACCAAUCUUGUACCUUCUUUAUGAUUUCACCAGUUCUGAUUUCUUGUGACUCAAGCCAAAACCUCUGUUUUCUUUUUUUGAUGAUUGGCUUUAACGAUGAUAUCACGAGCCCUCUUAGUGCUCAGAUCUUCGAUUUCUGCGAUCCACAACUCUUUCAAGAAACCUUUAAUCAAACCACUGAAGUCACCUCUACUUCAAACAUUCUCGAGAAAUCCGGAAGCUUCCAUUCCAACACUACCACAACAACAACAACUGACAACAGUAACAACAACAAGAACACAAAACUUCAAGACGAUGAAGAUGACAACAACAACACGGAUCUAUCCAUAAUCUUUGAUUCACAAGAAGAUUUCGAAAACGACAUAACGGCCUCAAUUGAUUUCUCAUCAUCUUCACUCCAAUAUCCAGUCAUCGAUCAUCUCCUCACGGCAACAAGCCAAGACCAGUUUGAUUUCUCAUCAGGACUCCAACUUAUUCAUCAGCCUGCUAACAUUUCACACUCUGGAGACCCUCUGUCUCUAUCGGCGGUUUCCUCUCUAGCUCCUCCUCCUUUACAAUCAGGGGUUUUCGAAGAAGAUUGUCUUUCUUCAGUCCCAAGUUACAAUCUUGGCUUGAACCCUUCUUGCUCUUUCUUCCGUACGUCCGGUUUACCGACGUAUAUGAGCACCGGUUUAUUAUCUGCUGAAAGUAAUCUCGGUUAUCUUCCCGGGAAUAUUCAUGUGGGAUCAGAAAUCAAUAAGCCACAUAAUCCAUUGAUGGACUUUCAAGCUGAUAAUGGUGGUUUGUUUUGUCCGGGUUCCAUGAAACGUAUCUUUAAUCCAGAAGAUCUCCAGGCACUUGGUGGCGUCGAGAACCAGAGCAACUUGGUGGCACCUCAGGCUCAUCCAGCAUUAGGAACGGUCGAGAUAAACGGUUUAGAAGAUUCAACGAUGAACAAAGUUGGAAAACUAUCCCCUGAGCAAAGGAAAGAGAAGAUUCGUAGGUACAUGAAGAAGAGGAACGAAAGAAAUUUCAACAAGAAAAUCAAGUAUGCGUGUAGGAAAACAUUGGCAGAUAGUCGACCAAGAGUUAGAGGAAGAUUUGCAAAGAAUGAUGAUUUUGGUGAACCAAAUAGACAGGCUUUUUCAAGCCAUCACGAUGAUGAAGAUGAAGAAGAUAUGGGAGUGAAGGAUGAGGAACAAUUGGUAGAUUCUUCAGACAUUUUUGCACACAUUAGUGGAGCCAAUUCCUUCAAGUGCAACUACCCAAUCCAAUCUUGGAUUUGAGUUCCAAGUGUCACACCACAAAGACUCAUGUUUAUAACAUGAAUCUUAUAGUCUUAUAUAUAUAGUUAUACCAAUAGUAUUUCUAUAGAGUUAUAACUUGUUUACUUAGUUUUGUCAUGCCCCAACAAGUUCUGUCCAAAAAAAAAAAAAAAUCUAACAAAGAAAAAAAAAACUAAAUAAAUAAUGAAUAAUGGGUUUAGCCGUUUAGGCAGGUUUGGAUGAAUAAAAAUCAGUAGUGAGAAUAAGGUUGUAUUAUGUUACAUAUAUAUCAAUUUGAAAGUUUUGUAGAUACA
Messenger RNA from Arabidopsis lyrata subsp. lyrata, 2093 nucleotides. Its product is annotated as zinc finger protein CONSTANS-LIKE 2. Gene Ontology annotation, cellular component: nucleus. The record is from RefSeq and is a predicted model, not a curated record. Gene Ontology annotation, biological process: regulation of flower development. The transcript is spliced from 5 exons. Lineage: Eukaryota; Viridiplantae; Streptophyta; Magnoliopsida; Brassicales; Brassicaceae. Gene Ontology annotation, molecular function: protein binding. Bases 352 to 1800 code for a protein of 482 amino acids.